CUCAAGAUACUUCACACACCUGCCUUUCUGUUUCUCAAAUACGGAGGAAUUGUUGAUAAGGAUCUUCGUCACUACCUCAACUUACGAUUUCAGAAGGGUUCUGUGGACCACGAACUUCAGCAAAUCAUUCGUGACAACCUCUACCUCCGCACAGUGCCAUGCACCACAAGGCCACAUAAGGAGGGUGAGGUUCCUGGAGUGGACUAUAUUUUCAUCACUGUUGAAGAUUUUAUGGAAUUGGAGAAAAGUGGUGCUCUCCUAGAAAGUGGGACUUAUGAAGACAACUACUACGGUACCCCAAAGCCUCCAGCAGAACCAGCACCAUUGUUACUAAAUGUAACAGACCAGAUACUUCCUGGAGCCACUCCAAGCACUGAAGGAAAACGAAAAAGGAAUAAAUCAGUAAGCAACAUGGAGAAAGCAAGCAUAGAGCCUCCUGAGGAGGAAGAGGAAGAGAGGCCUGUGGUCAAUGGAAAUGGAGUAGUAGUAACACCAGAAUCCAGUGAACAUGAAGACAAGAGUGCAGGUGCCUCAGGGGAGACACCCUCCCAGCCUUAUCCUGCACCAGUGUAUAGUCAGCCCGAGGAGGUGAAGGAACAGAUGGAUGAUGCAAAACCAACUAAACCUGAAGAGCAUGAUGAAUCAGACCCAUUGCCUGAUAACUGGGAAAUGGCCUAUACAGAGAAGGGUGAAGUCUACUUCAUUGACCAUAACACAAAGACAACAUCAUGGCUGGAUCCACGACUUGCGAAAAAGGCUAAACCUCCAGAAGAAUGCAAAGAAAAUGAGCUUCCAUAUGGCUGGGAAAAAAUCGAUGAUCCCAUAUAUGGCACUUAUUAUGUUGACCACAUAAAUAGAAGAACACAGUUUGAAAACCCUGUCCUGGAAGCAAAAAGGAAGCUACAGCAGCAUAACAUGCCCCACACAGAACUUGGAACAAAGCCCCUGCAGGCCCCAGGUUUCCGAGAAAAACCACUCUUUACCCGGGAUGCAUCCCAGUUGAAGGGAACAUUUCUCAGCACCACACUAAAAAAGAGCAACAUGGGGUUUGGAUUUACCAUCAUUGGUGGAGAUGAGCCUGAUGAGUUUCUGCAGGUGAAAAGCGUGAUUCCCGAUGGGCCUGCAGCUCAGGACGGAAAAAUGGAAACAGGUGAUGUCAUUGUCUAUAUUAAUGAAGUUUGUGUCCUUGGACACACUCAUGCAGAUGUAGUCAAACUUUUCCAGUCUGUUCCUAUUGGUCAGAGUGUCAACUUAGUGUUGUGUCGUGGCUACCCUUUGCCCUUUGAUCCUGAAGAUCCUGCUAACAGCAUGGUGCCACCCCUUGCAAUAAUGGAGAGGCCACCUCCAGUGAUGGUCAAUGGAAGACAUAACUAUGAAACAUAUUUGGAAUACAUUUCUCGGACCUCACAGUCGGUUCCAGAUAUAACAGAUCGGCCGCCUCAUACUUUGCACUCAAUGCCAGCUGAUGGUCAGCUAGAUAGCACGUAUCCACCACCUGUCCAUGACGACAAUGUAUCUAUGGCUUCAUCUGGGGCCACCCAAGCUGAACUUAUGACCUUAACCAUUGUGAAAGGUGCCCAGGGCUUUGGCUUCACCAUUGCAGACAGUCCUACAGGACAGCGGGUGAAACAAAUACUUGACAUUCAGGGAUGCCCUGGCCUGUGUGAAGGGGACCUCAUUGUUGAGAUCAACCAGCAGAAUGUACAGAACCUGAGCCAUACGGAAGUAGUGGAUAUACUUAAGGACUGUCCCAUUGGAAGCGAGACUUCUUUGAUUAUCCAUCGAGGAGGUUUCUUUUCUCCAUGGAAAACUCCAAAGCCUAUAACAGACCGAUGGGAGAAUCAAGGCAGUCCUCAAACGAGUCUAUCUGCUCCGGCCAUACCGCAGAACCUGCCCUUCCCACCCGCCCUUCACAGGAGUUCAUUUCCUGACUCAACAGAGGCCUUUGACCCAAGGAAGCCUGACCCAUAUGAGCUCUACGAGAAAUCUAGAGCCAUUUAUGAAAGUAGGCAACAAGUGCCACCAAGGACCAGUUUUCGAAUGGAUUCCUCUGGUCCGGAUUACAAGGAGCUGGAUGUUCACCUUCGCAGGAUGCAGUCUGGAUUUGGCUUCAGAAUCCUCGGGGGAGAUGAGCCUGGACAGCCUAUUUUGAUUGGAGCUGUCAUUGCCAUGGGAUCAGCCGACAGAGAUGGCCGCCUACACCCGGGAGAUGAGCUCGUCUAUGUGGAUGGGAUUCCAGUGGCUGGCAAGACCCACCGCUAUGUCAUCGACCUUAUGCACCAUGCAGCCCGGAACGGGCAGGUCAACCUCACUGUGAGAAGAAAGGUGCUAUGUGGAGGGGAGCCCUGCCCAGAGAACGGGAGGAGUCCAGGCUCCGUGUCGACCCACCACAGCUCUCCUCGCAGCGACUACGCAACCUACACCAACACUCACGCCAACAGCAGCGCCUCUCCCCCCGAAGGCUUCGCCUCCCACAGCCUGCAGACCAGCGACGUGGUCAUUCACCGCAAAGAGAACGAGGGUUUCGGCUUUGUCAUCAUCAGCUCCCUGAACAGGCCAGAGUCCGGAUCCACCAUAACUGUGCCACAUAAAAUUGGACGCAUCAUUGAUGGGAGUCCCGCAGAUCGCUGUGCGAAACUAAAAGUGGGAGACCGGAUCUUAGCAGUGAACGGCCAGUCUAUCAUCAACAUGCCUCACGCUGACAUCGUGAAGCUCAUCAAGGAUGCAGGUCUUAGUGUCACCCUUCGCAUCAUUCCUCAGGAGGAGCUCAACAGCCCGGCCUCGGCGCCCAGCUCCGAGAAGCACAGCCCGCUGGCCCAGCAGCACAGCCCGCUGGCCCAGCCCAGCCCCGCCACCCCCAACAGUCCUGUCGCCCAGCCAGCUCCUCAGCCACUUCAGCUGCAGGGACAUGAAAACAGUUACAGGUCAGAAGUAAAAGCAAGGCAAGAUGUGAAACCAGAUAUCCGACAGCCUCCGUUCACGGACUACAGGCAGCCCCCACUGGACUACCGGCAGCCCCCAGGAGGGGACUAUCUGCAAGCCCCGCCCUUGGACUACAGGCAGCCCUCCCCUGACACCAGGCAGUUCCCUCUGUCAGACUACAGGCAGCCCCAGGAUUUUGAUUAUUUCACUGUGGACAUGGAGAAAGGAGCCAAAGGAUUUGGAUUCAGUAUUCGUGGAGGGAGGGAGUACAAAAUGGAUUUGUACGUGUUGAGAUUGGCAGAAGAUGGGCCAGCAAUAAGAAACGGAAGGAUGAGGGUAGGAGAUCAGAUCAUUGAAAUCAAUGGGGAGAGCACCAGAGACAUGACACACGCCAGAGCAAUAGAGCUCAUCAAGUCUGGAGGCAGAAGAGUCAGGCUACUGCUGAAGCGCGGGACGGGGCAGGUCCCAGAGUAUGACGAUUCCAGCUCCUGGAGUUCUCCCGCUGCUGCCUCCCCAGGUCUGCCGGAAGUAGGCGCCUCCCUCGAGGACGUCCUCUCUCCAUUCUCUCCAUCACAUCCAGCCCCACCAUCCGACCCUAACAACCAGAUAAGCCCAGACCCAACUUGGGAUAUCAAAAGGGAACACGACGUUAGGAAACCAAAGGAGCUUUCAGCCGGCAGCCAGAAGAAGCAGCGCCUCGGGGAGCAGAGUGAGCUUUCGGCAAGCCCGCAGCGGGCGGUGCAGCCGAGGCUCGCGGAGGUGCCUGGUGGCCAGGGGCAGCCUGAGGCCAGCAGGCCCUCCUCAGAGGCCAGGGCACCCGGGCCCACAGCAGUGGACGCAGCGCGGGCCAGCAGCAAGGAGGGGCUGCAUGCGGCAGUGGGCCCCGAGCUCGGCCGGCGUGAAGGCCCCGGAGUGGCACCUGCGUUCGUGGGCCCAGGCCGCGGCGCGGGUGUGCGGGAGGCCGAGGGCAGGGCAGGCACACGUGCGGGGCCCAGGCAGGGCACGCGGCCCCCGGGGGGAACCCCUGUGCGCAAGGCUGCUGUUGCGCCAGGGCCCUGGAAGGUGCCAGGCUCCGACAAGCUGCCGGGCAUCCUCAAACCCGGCGCCUCGGCCGCAGGCAGAUGAGCCCACUGCCCCGCCUCAAUACCUGCAGGCCAUUCUUCUUAGGUUCCGUCUCAUGGUGUUUUAAUUUAUUUUCACUGUCACGUGCAUAAAUCCGCGAGGCACCAAGGCUUGGGAGCACCGACAUGAAGUCCCACGUGUCAACAAGCAUGGUCCAUAUGGCAUCCACGGCAGACCCAAACUGAUCCUGAAGCUCCCAGUUCCACUGCGGGGGCUUUGGCAGCUAUGGAAGAACCAAAAUAACGUGAAGAACAUCACAGAGAGUGCAGUGUAGCUUUAGUAAAACAAGAAAGAACAAAAUUCCCCCACUGCAUGAAGGAUUUGGAUGUCAUCCAAACUUUAUAUCAAGAAACAUAUCAAGAAACUGGACAAGUUAAGAGCAAUCACAAACUGGAAUAUCGCCUUAAAAAUCAAACUGCACGGAGCAAGCUGAAACUGAGACAAGAUUAUAUCUAUCUGUUAAUCUGAAGAGUUGUAAAUAAAUUGUUCUGGACAUAUCUAGACAGGGGUUAAGAGGUUUCUUUGAAACAUUCAGAACUGUUCACCCAUGACACGUUUCCAUGGCUCACUUGUGGCACCAUCACCAGUUUUAGCAGCAAUGUCCCCUGCAUACUGCAGGAUGAAUUAGAAAUCUAGUGAAUUCAUUGGUGUGAUGCCAUUUUUACUGCCAUUUCUGUGAUCACGUUUCUGUGCAUUUUCAGUGGUAGGAAAAAAGUUUUAAAAAUUGUAUCCUAGGGAACAGUCUGCCAUAAGUCAAAAUUUUGCAGUUUAGCUCAUAGAUCUUAAUUGGUUUUCAUCUAAAAUAGGAAUUUUAUAACUAAAGGACCACAAUUUGUUAAAUUGAGAUUGGCAACGCUGCAGUUCCUUUAUGAGAAGGCCUUCCUGUUGUCUCAGAGUUAGUUAGCAGCUUAUUUGACAGCAACAUUACAUUUCACUCAUUUUGCUGUCUUCCAUUACUUCAUUUUCACUUUGAUAGAGCAGAGGCAAAGUAUUUCUCCUGUAUUUCUCAGAUUACAAUGAAUCUCUCUCUGAUAUUAAAAAAUCAUUAGUAUGACCCAUUUCUUUUCAUUAAAGAACAUGGAUCUUUUUAGCAUGUCUUAUUAUUUCUUCUUUUAUUUCCAUUUGGUUUGCUUUUUUGUCUAGAUCUUUGUUUAUCUUCCUCAUCCAUGGUAGAUACCCUAGUAUCUCUAAGGAUUGCCUUUCUUCUCUGCUGUUUUGAUCUUUCUUUGUAAAAUUUUACCUUCAGUUAAUUAUCCAUGCAUUCUUAUUUGUAGCUGCACAUAUUAAAAGGCAAAUGUUUCAGAGGGCAGUUUCUCUUUAAUAUGACCUGAAUGAAUGAGGUGUCAUCCUCCCCAUAUUCUGCCCUUUACAGGAGUUCAAAUGCAAAUAAGCCUUACCUCCCUGCACCUGAAGUCAAAUAAGUAAAACAGGGAGAUCAGGUCCCAUCACAGGCAGUCACAAGUAACAGCUUCCUUGGGUUGACUCUUUCCCUCUCUUUGUAAUUGUAGUAUCCUGAGCACCAGCUGUUUAAUUUCCAUCAAGCAUAGGUGUAGUUUAGUUGUUUGUUUGACAAGAGGAGAAUAUGGUUGAAAGCCUCAAGUGAAGAGUCUUGCAGCCUGUAAAAGCAAUUUCCAAAAAUGAAACCUAGUCAUCAUAAACUAAAGCACAAACACAUGUAGCAGUUUACAGUACUUUUGGUUUAAUCUCAAUUACUCUCUUUCUCCCCUGGACUACAGAUCCAGUAUAGUUUGCCAUUAAUUUAUUGAAUCUGGUUUUGGACAAUGCUUCUGUAGUGUAGCUGCACGUCCCGGUACUGUAUCCUCUGACCUUUAUUUUCCAUGUGUUACAAAAGGAUAAAAAAAUUGAGAUUACGCUUGCAUAAAUUCUAAUUUGCACAGUUCACAGCUACUACUUGUGCAGUAAUUGCUUUAUGCAGCUGUAAUCCAUAACCUGUGAAGACAGCACAUCUUCUAAACCCCAUUCCAAAUAAUAUUUCUGUGUAGUGUUAGCUGUGAAUUUACCCUGUACAGCUGUAUCUCUAUAAAUAUAAUUACAUGUAUUAAUAGUCACAGAAAGACUGUAAGUGAGCAACUAUUUUUAUGAAACGCACCACUAUGGAUAAAUUAACUUUUACAGAAAUCUUGUUUACUGUAUGAUAUUCUAAAACACUGUCAAAUAAAAUAUAUAUCCAAAAAUA
This is a messenger RNA of Lagenorhynchus albirostris (white-beaked dolphin), 6241 nucleotides long. RefSeq names its product membrane associated guanylate kinase, WW and PDZ domain containing 2 (gene MAGI2). The transcript is spliced from 22 exons. The annotation marks the transcript as partial. The record is from RefSeq and is a predicted model, not a curated record. Gene Ontology annotation, biological process: signal transduction; receptor clustering. Gene Ontology annotation, cellular component: cytoplasm; dendrite. Lineage: Eukaryota; Metazoa; Chordata; Mammalia; Artiodactyla; Delphinidae. Gene Ontology annotation, molecular function: signaling receptor complex adaptor activity; type II activin receptor binding; beta-1 adrenergic receptor binding.